Anthonomus grandis grandis is the source of this 979-nucleotide messenger RNA. It is a transcript of the gene edl, whose product is annotated as transcription factor ETV7. The record is from RefSeq and is a predicted model, not a curated record. NCBI's taxonomy places the organism in Eukaryota, Metazoa, Arthropoda, Insecta, Coleoptera, Curculionidae. Bases 309 to 647 code for a protein of 112 amino acids. Gene Ontology annotation, molecular function: sequence-specific DNA binding. The transcript is spliced from 3 exons.
GUCAGUCGCACGUGGUCUUUCCGGCAUACAGGCACGAACUUUCGUCGUCUAUUCGGAAUCUGAUUCAGUUUAUCGCAAUCCGUUUUACCGUACGGUUAUUCAGGAUAACGAAGUGUAUUUAUACAGUUAGCCUACGUUUGUUUACAUUUAUCGGUAUAUUUUUUUUUUAAAUAAGUGAGGCAGCCAAAAAGGUUGUUGCCUUUGAGGAGAACAGAAACGUUAUCGGCAGUCAAAGAACUCUUGUCUUGUCUGUACAGCCUUAGAGUCCCCCAGAAAUCAAAAUAGGCUACUACGACCAACCGAUCAAAAUGGCUCUACAAGCUGCUGAAGGACCAAUAAGAUAUGGGAUUACUUCCGAAUGGGACCGAUUGGCUUCUUAUAGAAACACACAUCGUAUGGAUACGGAACAGGAUAAUUUACCAAAAGAUCCUAGACAAUGGACCAGAGAAGACGUAGGCCAAUGGCUAAGACACAUCACCACCAUCCAUAACCUGCCUGAGGUGCCGUCAUCCAGAUUCUUAAUGAAUGGAAAAGCCCUUUGCUUGAUGUCUCCCAGCAUGUUCCUAUCCAGAGUCCCAUUGGGAGGAAAGUUACUAUAUAAAGAUUUCCAGUUGCGGCUGUGUGCAGCUAUGUACUCCAGAAAUUAAGUUAUAAUGUUUAUUUUUAACAACGGGUAAAAAUGUGAAUAACACCUUUAUUAUGGUUAUCUUUUGCCAGUUUGUAAAGUUAUGUAAUGGAAUAUCUUAAUCUUAGCACAUUACCAGAUGUAUGAAGUGUAAAUGUUGGUUUAGAGCAAUGGAGUUUAGUAGACUGAUUUUAAUUUUAGGGUUUUAUUAAGACAGUUUCUUGUUUGUAUAUAUGCGUUUUUUCCUAGUCAUGUAAAUAGUUGAAAAGGUUAUUUAAUUUUUAAAAGUUUUUUUUUUGUAAAUUUCUUAGUGUAGUAAGAAUAUUGAGUUGGUAAUAAAUAUAUUUUCAAAAA